AAGGGCGGAGCCGGCCGCAGGCCCCGCCCCCUGCCCUGCGCGGCGGCCGGACCGACGGGCGCGCCCAGGUAGGGGGCCGCCGCGCGCGCAGUGCGGACCCUCGCGGGGACCUGCGCCGCCGCCACCAUGUCUCAGGAAGGUGUGGAGCUGGAGAAGAGCGUCCGGCGCCUCCGGGAGAAGUUUCACGGGAAGGUUUCCUCCAAGAAGGCGGGGACUCUGAUGAGGAAAUUUGGCAGCGACCACACCGGCGUGGGGCGCUCCAUCGUGUACGGGGUGAAGCAGAAGGACGGACAGGAACUGAGCAAUGACCUGGAUGCCCAGGACCCCCCAGAGGACAUGAAGCAGGACCAGGACAUCCAGGCGGUGGCGACCUCCCUCCUGCCGCUGACGGAAGCCAACCUGCGCAUGUUCCAGCGCGCCCAGGAGGACCUCAUCCCCGCCGUGGACCGCCAGUUCGCCUGCUCUUCCUGUGACCAUGUCUGGUGGCGCCGCGUGCCCCAGCGGAAGGAGGUGUCCCGCUGCAGGAAGUGCCGGAAGCGCUAUGACCCGGUGCCCUGCGACAAGAUGUGGGGCGUGGCGGAGUUCCACUGCCCCAAGUGUCGGCACAACUUCCGGGGCUGGGCACAGAUGGGGUCCCCGUCCCCCUGCUACGGCUGCGGCUUCCCCGUGUUUCCGACACGGAUCCUCCCUCCGCGCGGGGACCGGGACGUGGAUCGCCGCAGCACGCACACCCACUCCUGCUCGGCCGCCGACUGCUACAACCGGCGAGAGCCCCACGUGCCCGGGACGUCCUGCGCGCACCCCAAGAGCCGGAAGCAGAACCACCUACCCAAAGUCCUGCACCCCAGCAACCCCCACAUCAGCAGCGGCUCCACUGUGGCCACCUGCCUGAGCCAGGGGGACCUGGUGGAAGACCUGGACAACCUCAUUCUGGAGGACCUGCAGGAGGAGGAGGAGGAGGAGGAGGAGGAGGGUGGGCGCGGGGACUGACCUUCCCAGGGGCAGAGGCAAACAGACACGCUCUGUGGAUCUUUUGUGUUGUUAUAAAAUGUGCGCUCAAACCGA
This is a messenger RNA of Equus caballus (horse), 1065 nucleotides long. RefSeq names its product shiftless antiviral inhibitor of ribosomal frameshifting (gene SHFL). Gene Ontology annotation, biological process: innate immune response; viral translational frameshifting. Gene Ontology annotation, molecular function: ribosome binding; sequence-specific mRNA binding. The record is from RefSeq and is a predicted model, not a curated record. Lineage: Eukaryota; Metazoa; Chordata; Mammalia; Perissodactyla; Equidae.